CACCAUUCAACACCCACUUUGAUCUUCCAUUUCAAGUUCUCUAUCUCCAGAAACAUAAACCGCAUUAUUUUCUCAUUCUCUCUCUCUAGAACUGCAAUGGCUUCUAGGAGUUCAACAACAUGGACUGCUAAACAGAACAAAGCUUUUGAGAAAGCAUUAGCAGUUUAUGAUAAAGACACCCCGGAUAAAUGGUACAAUGUAGCGAAAGCAGUGGGUGGAAAAACGGUCGAUGAAGUCAAAAGGCAGUAUGAAAUCCUCGUUCGAGAUCUCCAGUAUAUCGAGUCCGGCCAGAUUCCCCUACCCAACUACAAAAACACUACUGCAACUAAUACUAAUUACCAUCAUCACCAUGGUCAUUCCAACAAUGGAAGCAACAUCAACAUCAAUGACGAAGAACAAAGGUUAAAGUAUCUAAAGCUAAGAUAAAAAACAAAGAAUCAGAAGCAGUACAAAGACAACUAUGGUACAUCAAGAAUUAAACCUUUUAAAAUGAACCCAGCUAUUUUCAUUAAUGCUUGUUUAUUAUUUACUUAAUUUUGUUCCUGUGGCUGUAUUAUCUUCCUUCAAGCGAUUCUAAAAAUCGUCCAAGUGUACUUAAGAAAUGAAAGAAUAAACAAUAACAGUAGUAAUAGAUUUCAGCUUGUUCC
This is a messenger RNA of Papaver somniferum (opium poppy), 647 nucleotides long. RefSeq names its product protein RADIALIS-like 2. NCBI's taxonomy places the organism in Eukaryota, Viridiplantae, Streptophyta, Magnoliopsida, Ranunculales, Papaveraceae. The record is from RefSeq and is a predicted model, not a curated record. Gene Ontology annotation, molecular function: DNA-binding transcription factor activity. Bases 97 to 426 code for a protein of 109 amino acids. The transcript has 2 exons.